Molecule: messenger RNA, 1278 nt
Organism: Penicillium lagena
Lineage: Eukaryota; Fungi; Ascomycota; Eurotiomycetes; Eurotiales; Aspergillaceae
Product: serine hydrolase domain-containing protein
Exons: 2
Coding region: 1-1278 (425 amino acids)
Source: RefSeq, a predicted model, not a curated record
AUGAAGGCUCAAGUCACAGCAAUAAUAGGGCUUUUGACAAGCAUAACCCCGCUUGUCUGGGCCACUGACCGUGUGCUCAAACAUGGCUCCCCGGAGUCCGUCGGACUUCUGCCACAGCCUUUGCAGGAGAUGCCCGCGAACCUGAGUCGCUUCACGCUGCCGGCCAACUAUAGUUCCUACACAUAUGAUGAAAUUCACCCCAUUCAACCAGGUGGAACGGUGAUCGUUGGCCAUAAAUCUACCGUGGUCAGUGCUUUUGCCUUUGGCCAUACCAGUUUAUACGCCAAUGCCAAUGGCACGCUCCUGCCCAGGAGUGAAUGGACCUCGACACGAAUGGAUACCAUCUAUGACAUGGCCAGUUUGACCAAAGUCUUUACGGCGGUGGCUGCGCUGCGUGCAAUUGAAGAGGGGAAACUCGCCUUGCACAAGACAGUCGCUUCUUACCUUCCCGAAUUCGCGACAAACGGGAAAGAAAAUGUCACAAUCUUGAUGCUUGUUACCCAUACAAGCCUGUGGACGCCAACGUACAAGACUAUGCAGCAGCGCAUCAACGCGAUCAUAACGAACAAACUUGCCGAUCCACCCGGAUCCACGUACACAUACUCGGAUUUGAACUUUAUGAAUCUGCGUUUCGUGCUGGAGAGAGUUACUGGCAUGCCUAUCGAGGACCAGAUACGUUCGUUCACAGAGCCACUGGGUAUGACAAGCACAUUCUUCAACAAGGGCAAUGUUGAUGCCUAUGAUAAUCCCUACUACUCGCGCAUGGCACCGACGGAGUAUCAAAUUGAAGUACUGGGCCCCUCAGAGCCGCAACGUCCACAGCCUGUGCGCGGGACUGUCCACGACGAAAAUGCCUGGUCAUUGAAUGGCGUCAGUGGACACGCAGGACUUUUCUCUACAGCUGGCGACGUUGCCAUUCUCUGCCAAAUGAUUUUGAAUAAUGGCACCUACGGCGGACAUCGAAUCCUGAAACCGGAGACUGUGGACCUCAUGUUCACGAACUUCAACGGCAAAUUCCCUGGCGAUGAGCACAGUGUCGGUUUCGAGCUGGAUCAGUACUAUUUCUCGGGACCGAUGGCUAACAUGUUGGCUGGUGGCCAUACGGGAUUUACGGGGACGACCAUUUUCGUGGACCGAGCGUCUGAUACUUUCAUGGUGACCAUGUCGCAUCGUGUUCAUCCGAAUCGAAACUGGUCAAGCAAUAACCUCGUUCGUGAGGCAGUAGGGUAUUGGGUUGCUCGUUCGCUUGGUCGGGAUGUUGCGUUUCCAGCAUACUAG